This is a messenger RNA of Danio rerio (zebrafish), 1086 nucleotides long. NCBI's taxonomy places the organism in Eukaryota, Metazoa, Chordata, Actinopteri, Cypriniformes, Danionidae. The record is from RefSeq and is a predicted model, not a curated record.
CGGCUAGCUGCAUUUAAGAGUUCGCGCUUCCGGUCUCCGGAUCUCCAGCGCUCGCCUGCGCGACUAGUCUUCUUAACCGAAAGUGUAGUUUCCCCGAGUUAAAAAUGUCGCUGUUUUUGAACGCUCUUGCUUUCAUAUGCAAAGUCCUCACACUGCCGCUGUUCGUUGGGGAGCGGGUGGGACUUUUGUCUUUCUACAAGCGCCUUUACCCCCGACUUUUGAGUAGUUUCACGAUAGCGUACAAUGAGCUAAUGAAUGACAAGAAACGGGAACUAUUCCUAAACCUGGAGCGAUUUCAGCCCUCCAAGGGCUCUUUGCGCAUCCUGGAGGUGGGCUGCGGAUCUGGGGCGAACUUCGAGCACUACCCGACGGGCUCCAAGAUCACCUGCACAGACCCCAACCCGCAUUUUAAGACAUACCUGGAGAAAAGUAUGGAGAAGAACGAGCACCUGGUGUACGACAGCUUCAUAGUGGCGUCGGGGGAGAAUCUGCAGGCGGUGGAGGACAGCUCGGUGGAUGCUGUGGUUUGCACUCUGGUUCUGUGCACGGUCAAAGACACCAACAAAGUUCUGCAGGAGGCAAAAAGGGUCCUGAGGCCUGGUGGAGCAUUUUUCUUCCUUGAGCAUGUGGUGUCAGACCCUUCAACCUGGGCUUACUUUUUUCAGCAUGUUCUCCAGCCAUUUUGGUACUAUCUUCAAGAUGGCUGUGAAGCAAUCCGUGCUACAUGGAAGGACAUUGACAAUGCUGGAUUUUCAGAUGUGAAACUACGGCACAUUCAAGCUCCUCUGUUUUUUAUGAUCAAACCACACAUCAUUGGUUAUGCAGUAAAAUAAUGAAUAUGAAUAAUUUCCCACUACCUCCAUAGAAAAAUCUUCCAAAGAUUUUCUCAAGCACGUUUUCCUUCAGCAAGCCCUAGUCAUUUCACUUACUUUUAAGUAUGUUUAACCAAAAACAAAAGAAAAAAAGGAAUGUUUGUUCAACAAGUGAAGACUUAACGUUUUGUUAUUGCACAAGUAUGUCUCUGUAAAAUAAACAAAUACUUCAAUAAUUAUAUUAAAACAAAUAAUAAUAUACAAAAUACUUUCA